Peniophora sp. CBMAI 1063 is the source of this 2745-nucleotide messenger RNA. The record is from the annotation of a GenBank genome assembly. NCBI's taxonomy places the organism in Eukaryota, Fungi, Basidiomycota, Agaricomycetes, Russulales, Peniophoraceae.
AUGUUCUCCGGCCUGCGUACAUUCGUGGAGGGCGCGGGUAAGCACGAGCGCUCGGACUCGAACGGAAGCGGACUCGGCGUCGAACUGCCUUUUGGCGACCCGCUCAGCUCUCUCCGCAAGACACUUGUCUCGCCUCCACGCGGGCAGACACCUCCACCCGCCUCCGCCUCCUCUGCCCAUCCACCGGGAACUCCCGAGAGACCCAAGCGCACGCUCGAGGACAGGCUUCGCGCCAAGUUUGUCGUCGGUGAAGCUAGCGAGAGUUCGACGCCGGCCCCGUCGCCCGCGCCGCCAGAACCCAGGGCGCCUGCUACUGCCACUUCACCAGAGAGCAUACCACUACCACUAUCGCCACCUACAGUCGCUGCACCCACUUCUAUCACUCUUGACUUGCCCCAUCCACUCGCCACACCCCCCGUUGCACCUGCGCCGCUACUUGCAUCCGAAUCCGCGCCUAUACCAAUGCCCACACCAGAGGCGCACGAUGUGCCUUUGCCUGCUUCUCCCCCGGCGGAUAGUUCAUCCCCAUCACUGGACUCUCUUGUAAUAGCUCCCACUGAGCCAAUGACAAUAACCGCCUUAGGGACUACGACUCAACCGGCAUCGUCUCAUACGGAUGUGGAUCCAGCUCUCACGACCGAAGUUUCCGCUCUAUCGGGAGAUACAGAGGCAGUACGAUCAUCGGAAAUUGCUAUGCCAGAGCCUGGUACAUCGCCAGGGGUGGACGAAGCAUCAGCGACGCCUCCCGCCGACGACUGGCCAGUUACCAGUCUCGAAUCCUCCGAGGAACCUGCACAACUGCAUCGUCCUUUAAUUGAGACAGCGAUGGAGCCUGUCGAACAAUCCGCAUCUGCGCUCGCCACACCAGAACGCUCUGUUACACCGAUCAAUGACAUCGACGCUCUCCGCGAGCGUCUACGCAAGGUAGAACAGCGAUUUACAGAUGUAUCCACUUCUUUCAAGCGCUUGCAAACGGAGAAACGCGAAGCAGACAAAGUUCUUCAAGAGCUUACGUCCGUACAGUCUAUCCAGGAUGCCGCUGCGCUCCGCGAUUUCUUACAAAACUGCCAGCUGAAGGUCGAGAUGUCGCAGGACGAGAUCAGGCGUCUUAGCGGCAAACUGACACGGCAAGAUGAGCGACUCGAAGAGUUGCACGAAACUCAUCGCCUGGAGGCCCGCUCCCAGACGGACCUGAUUGACCGCCUUCGCGCCCAGGUAUCUGAAGCCGAGGCUCUAGUGGCCGCUUCUUCAAGUACACACUCAAAGCUGGAAGCCGACCUUGCCGCGCGCUCGGCCGAAGUGACCGCUGCCCGUGCCGAAGCCGAGAAAGCCAGAACUACCGCGAGAGAAGAGGAAGAAAAGCGUACCAAAGCCGUCGGCCUGCUCAAGACCGUCCGUGGCCAGCUUCUCAAAGCGAACAAGGAGAGGGACGAGGCGGUGAAGGACCGGGAUGCGGCAAGGGCCGAGGAAAAGAAGGCUGAAGAGAGGGAGAGGGAUGAGAGGGCGAGAGUUGUGGCUUUGUUGUCACAGGUCAAGGCGGAAAAGGACUCGGCACUGGCGAACCUGAGGAAUCAGCUCGAGAGGGAGGCUGCCGCAGCGAAAGAGCAUGCUCGGGCAGAAAUGGCGGCACUGAGAUCGCAAUAUGAGGUUGAUCUCGCCACGAUCAGGUCUGCGCACGAGCAAGUCCUCGCGGCAAAGAACACGCGCAUCUCUGGACUCGAGCACUCAGUGCAAAACCUAUCCUCCGAGAAGGCCUCUCUCUUCGAACAGCUUCAACUCCGCCAAGCGGAGGCCGAAUCAUCCGCAUCCGAGCUUGAGGCGCAGCAGUCACGCGCAACAGAGCUUGCAUUCCAAUUACGCGAACAUUCAGAGCGCAUAUCACUUCUUCAAGAGGAGUUAUCCGAUUCACACCGGCGCUCCCUCGACCCACGUGCCGCGCCGGGCAUGGAUCGCUCGCCAUCCGUCAGUCAAGCGGAGGAUGUCGCACGCCUGCUAGCUGCGGCCGAAGCACGUGCUGAUGCCCGCGUUGCAGAGCUGAGAAAACAUAUGGAGAAGCUCGAAGCAGAAAGGGAAGAGGGCGAAGCAGACUGGGCUCGCAAGCUGGCUGAAAAGCAGCGUGAAGCUGAACGCUGGCGCAAUGUUGCUGAGGCAGGUGCGCGCGGACGCCAAUCAGGCGAAGACGCACUAGCUGCAAUCAAGGCGAGAAUCGCGAAAGCAGAAGCCGAGAGGGAGGAGGUCAGAGAGAGGCUGAAGGAUAUGGAGGGGCAAGUCGAGCGGCAGGCGCAUGCGGAACAUGAUGCCAGGGCGCAGAUUAUGAGUAUGACGACGAAGAUUAGCGCGAUGGAAAAGCAACUCGAGGAGACGAAGGCAAAGGAGAGUCAAGCGCGUGCUAACAACAAGACUUUGAAGGAGGAGCUGCGCAAGGUACAGGCAUCUGCCGCUCUCCUCGAGCGUCAGCGCAAUCCAGGCGUGGGGUACUUCGCACAACGCGGCGAAAGUACGAAUGGCGGAACGACGCCUGGCUCGCCUGCCGCUUCCACUACAACGCUGUCACGCACAGCGUCACCAGCACCGUCCGCUGCGGGCUCUGUGAACAACGAGGAGGAGGUAAACCUCGAAUACCUACGGAACGUGAUACUGCAGUUUCUAGAACACAAGGAGAUGAGGCCGAAUCUUGUCCGUGUUUUAUCUAUCAUCCUGCGCUUCACGCCGCAAGAGACGAGGCGGGUUAUGGCGAAAGUCUGA